CUCUCCUUUAUUUUCUCAUCCAAUUGUUAUUUCCUCUCUUUCUCGAUCUCUCGUUUUUGGAUUUCGAUAAUACGAAUAGAGGAAGAUAAAUUAGGGUUUGCUUCGAUAUCGAUUGAUUUCGCGCCACAGAGAAGAGACGUUCCGUAGGUUUGUCUGAAUCAUUAGGUUGUAUUAGUCCUCCUGUCCGUAUCCUCGCCCGUGUCCGUUUUUUGCUGUUUAAACCGAUUCGAUCUGAGAAAAGAAAAGAAAAAAAACGAUGCCGAGAUAUUUCACAUGCCCACCGCCCGUGUAUGCGAGGAACUGGGCCAACGGUCAGAACUUGGUCGAAUCGACUAAGAUCGAAAGACCGAUUAUCGCGUCUAAGAAGGCGCACCGUAAAGAGAAGAAGGAGAGAAAGAGAGAAAAGAAUGAGAAAACCAUUGAACAUCUAUAUCUACGUACCAAGCAAGUGUGCGAUGAAUCCGAACAACUUGAGAGGUCUUGUUUGACAGAAGAACAUGACAAGUAUCUGUCUGAUGGUAGCCAAGACAGUAAGAAGAGAAGAAGGGAAGCUUCUCCUGCCGUUGAGAGUAAUAUUAAAGCUACGCCUGUAACUGGUAAUCCUCUACGGAUACGUUUCGUCUUCAAGAAACCUAAAGAAUCUGAGGUUGUUGUCCCUCAAGUACCCCAAGAGGAGGAUCUUGUUUGCUCCACCUCAGGGGCUGAUCAACCCAGCAAAAUAUCAAGUUCUGUCUUAGGUCAUCAAGAGAAUCUGCUCUCCCCUUCUCUUGAGAGUGACAAGACUGCUGCUAUUCUUUCUGAAUCAAAGAAGAAAAAGAAACAUAAGGCAAGCAAGGAAUCACGGUACUGUUCACUGUUUGAUGAACCUGCUCCUCCCAGUUUUUCAAUGGAGGAAGACGGUAGCAACAGCGAUGAUGACUGGCUUUUUAGUGCAAGGCCGAAAGAGAAUAUUUCUACCAAGUCUAUUAUUAUGAAGGAAGACGUGGUCAUGGACUUGCAGAAGUCGGGGGAGUCCUGUUUUCCUAGCUCGCAGUUUCUGUCUGAAGUUGGAAUUUUUUCAUUGCCAUACACAGUCCUGUUUUAGGUAUCUUCGUAAUUGUUUUGUUCUUUUAUCAGCUUAGCCUUAGGCCUUUAACUUGUACAGUUCCACGAAUUGUAACAAACACAAAGAUCAAUAAUACUUAAUGAUUUCCCCA
Messenger RNA from Raphanus sativus (radish), 1196 nucleotides. RefSeq lists its product as uncharacterized. Lineage: Eukaryota; Viridiplantae; Streptophyta; Magnoliopsida; Brassicales; Brassicaceae. The coding region runs from base 257 to 1084 and encodes 275 amino acids. The transcript is spliced from 3 exons. The record is from RefSeq and is a predicted model, not a curated record.